UUUCAGUCAGCGUGCAGCCGGUGGCCGCCCCGGUGCCAACCGUUGCCCACGCGUCCAUCGGCAGCGGCCUCCCCACCACGCCCGUUAGCAGCAGCGGCACCUCCAACAGUGACAGCACGAAGAAGACGUUGGUGACUCUCUUUGCAAACAAUAGCACCGGCACGCCUCUGGUUCAGCAAGGGGGCCAGCCCCUGAUCCUCGCUCAGAACCCCACCUCCGGCCUCAGCACGGUGGUGACCCAGCCUGUUCUCCGGCCUGUGCAGGUCAUGCAGAAUGCAAACCACGUGACUAAUUCUCCAGUGACCAGCCAGCCCAUCUUCAUCACCACUCAGGGUUUCCCCGUGCGGAACGUCCGGCCUGUGCAAAACACGAUGAACCAGGUUGGGAUCGUCCUGAAUGUGCAGCAGGGUCAGACCGUACGGCCGAUUACGCUCGUCCCAGCCCCAGGCACACAGUUUGUGAAGCCAACCGUCGGCGUCCCUCAGGUUUUCUCCCAAAUGGCCCAGAUGAGGCCUGCUCCCGCCAUGCCUGUCCGACCGGCCUCCAACACGUUCACGACGGUCAUUCCGGCCACCCUGACCAUCCGCAACACGGUCCCACAGUCCCAAGCGCAGCAACCACAAAUGAGCAUCGCGAGUUUUGUCGCAGUGAAGAAACCCGGCAUGGCGGGCGACAACAGUAACGAGGUGGUCAAGUUGGUGAAUACCCUGAACACCGUCCCUUCGCUUGCCCAGAGCUCGGGCCCCCUGGUGGUGCCCAACAACAGCCAGGCCCAUGGUUCCCAGAGGACGGGCCUCUCGGAGUCCUCCUCGCAGAAAGUCAGCUCCUCGCCGAUCCCCGCCUUCGACCUGCAAGACAGCGGGCGGAAAUCCUGUCCUCGCUGCAACGCCCAGUUCAGGAUCACGGAAGCUUUAAGAGGCCAUAUGUGUUACUGCUGCCCCGAAAUGGUGGAAUUCCUGAAGAAAGGGAAACCCCUGGAGUCCGAGCCAAAUAUCCACGCCCCCAAGCCCCCUUCCCCGGAUAAAACCACCGCCGUGGCUUCGCCCCCCUCCUCCACCCCCAUCCCCGCCCUGUCGCCGCCCUCCAAGCUCUCCGAGCCGGGCGACGGCGCCAGCGAGGGGGUGCAGAGCAAGCUGAUCAUGUUGGUCGACGACUUCUACUACGGCAGGGACGGGGGCAAAGUCAGCCAGCUGCUCAACUUCCCCAAGGUGCCAACCUCCUUCCGAUGCCCGCACUGUACGAAGAGGCUCAAGAAUAACAUACGGUUCAUGAACCACAUGAAGCACCACGUCGAACUGGACCAGCAGAACGGAGAGGUGGACGUCCACACCAUCUGCCAGCACUGCUACCGGCAGUUCACCACGCCGUUCCAGCUCCAGUGCCACUUGGAGAACGUCCACAGUCCGUACGAAUCCACCACCAAGUGCAAGAUCUGCGAAUGGGCUUUUGAGAGCGAGCCCAUGUUCCUGCAGCACAUGAAGGACACCCACAAGCCCGGGGAGAUGCCCUAUGUCUGCCAGGUUUGCCAGUACCGUUCGUCGCUCUACUCGGAAGUGGACACCCACUUCCGGAUGGUGCAUGAGGACACCCGUCACCUCCUCUGUCCGUAUUGCCUCAAGGUCUUCAAAAACGGCACGGCGUUCCAGCAGCAUUUCAUGAGACACCAGAAAAAGAGCGUCUACCACUGCAACAAAUGCCGCCUGCAGUUCCUCUUCGCCAAGGACAAGAUCGAGCAUAAGCUGCAGCACCACAAAACCUUCCGGAAGCCCAAGCAGCUGGAAGGGCUGAAGCCGGGCACCAAGGUGACCAUCAGGGCCUCCCGAGGCCAGCCGCGGACGUUGCCCCUCUGCGCGAACGACGUGCCCCCGGGCCUCCUGCAGGACACGGCCUUGCUCUCGGCGUCUCCGGAUCCCCAGCCGAACUUCUCGUACCCGCCCUUCCAGAGGAGCAUCCAGAAGAAGGCCGUCCGGAAAAUGAGCGUCCUCGGCCGGCAGACCUGCCUAGAAUGCAGCUUCGAAAUCCCGGACUUCCCCAACCACUUCCCCACCUACGUCCACUGCUCGCUCUGCCGUUACAGCACCUGCUGCUCCCGUGCUUACGCCAACCACAUGAUCAACAACCACGUUCCUCGCAAAAGCCCGAAGUACUUGGCCUUGUUCAAAAACUACACUGCUUGUGGGGUCCGGUUGGCCUGUUCUGCUUGUCUCUUUGCCACGUCGGAGGGCGACGCCAUGGCCAAGCACCUGGUCUUCAACCCGUCGCACGAAUUCAGCAACGUCAUUCUGCGAGGUCCGGCUUGGGGCUCCCAUAUAAGGCCUGCCCAGCCGUUUGAAGGAGGCACGAAACCCUCGGUCUCCACCGCCUCGCCCAGCAAAGCCGCCACUGUGAACACGCCGCCGCCUCCUCUUCUGCCCGAGGAGGAGGGAGAGGAGAGAGUCCCGGAAGCGCCGCCGGUGGUCCCCGAGCCGACGCCCGAGGCCAGCUGCUCUCCUGCCGCGGCCCAGGAGAACGAGGGUUCCACCGCCUCGAACGUCGACAGCCGCGAAGACGAACCUUCGCCCAAGGAGGCUCCUGAGCCCGUCGGCAGGAAGGAGCAGCUCUCCGUGAAGAAGCUCCGGGUCGUUCUCUUUGCCUUGUGCUGCAACACCGAGCAGGCGGCGGAACACUUUAAGAACCCGCCCCGGCGGAUCCGUCGCUGGCUGAGGCGCUUCCAGGCCUUCCAGGAGGAGAACGUGGCUUCUCUGUCGGAGGCCAAGUACCUGAGCUUGGAAGCGGAGGAGAAGCUGGCCGAGUGGGUCCUCACGCAGCGCGAGCAGCAGCUGCCGGUCAACGAGGAGACCCUCUUCCAGAAGGCCACCAAGAUUGGCCGGUCUCUGGAGGGGGGCUUCAAGAUCUCCUACGAGUGGGCCGUCCGCUUCAUGCUGCGGCAUCACCUCAGCACGCAUAGCCGCCGGGCGGUGUCUCACCCGCUCCCCAAGGACGUGGCGGAGAGCUCCAGUUGUUUUAUUGAGUUUGUGCAGGGCCAGAUCCACACCCAGGACCUGCCCCUCUCCAUGAUCGCGGCCAUCGACGAGAUCUCCCUCUUCCUGGACGCUGAGGUCCUCUGCAGCGACGACCGGAAGGAGAACGCCUUGCAGACGGUGGGCACCGGGGAGCCCUGGUGCGACGUGGUCCUGGCCAUCUUGGCCGACGGGAGCGUCCUGCCCACCGUGGUCUUCUACCGAGGCCGCCUGGAGCAGCCCGCCAACGUGCCGGAGACGAUCCUGCUGGAGGCGAAGGAGAACGGCCACAGCGACGACGAGAUCAUGGACGUCUGGUCGUCCAAAGUCUGGCAGAAACACAUCGAGCACCAAAACGGCAAAAGCAUGCUGGUCCUGGACUGCCAUCGGACGCACCUUUCCGAAAAGGUCCUCUCCAUGCUGAGCUCGUCCAGCACUUUGCCCGCGGUGGUGCCGUCCGGCUGCAGCUCCAAAAUCCAACCUUUGGACGUUUGCAUCAAAAGAACGGUGAAAAACUUUGUGCACAAAAAGUGGAAAGAGCAGGCCAAGGACAUGGCGGACUCCCCCUGCGACUCGGACAUCCUCCUGCAGCUCGUCCUGUGUUGGCUGGCCGAAGCCCUGGAGGUCAUCAGCGACUGCCCUGAACUGGUGCAGCAGUCGUUCCUAGUGGCCAGCGUCCUGCCCGGCCCGGACGGCACGGCCAACACGCCCGGCCGCAACGCCGACAUGCAGGAGGAGCUGAUCGCUUCGCUGGAGGAGCAGCUGAAGCUCCACAACGAACUGCAGGACGAGGAGGGCGACCUGAACAACGACGAGGGGGGGAACCCCUCGGAGGAAUCCGCUAACCCCGAGAUCCUCCACCAGCUCUUCGAGGGGGAGAGCGAGACCGAAUCCUUCUACGGCUUCGAGGACGCAGACCUGGAGCUGAUGGAAGUGUGAACGCGGCCGAAGGAGAGGGGAAUGAGAUGAAUUCCUUCUCUCCCCCCCCCCUUUUUUUUUCUCCUUAAAUAAACUGUUGGACGAGACCGUUUCUCCCCCCCCCUCUUACUUCCCUGUGGAUUUUGUGGCUGCGGGAGACGCGUAGGCGAAACACGACGCAAAUUUAAGGAUAGCCAUGUCUGCUGUUGGAUUCCUUCAAAAAGAAAACGGAAAACACGUGGGUUUUUUUUGCCCCUCCUCCCCUCCCUUAAAUCACUGUUGUGGCAUUUCCUGAAGAUAUAUAUUGUGGGUGGAUUUAUUAUUAUUAUUAUUAUUUGGUUUUGGUUUAUUUUUGCAUUUCCUUUACCUCACUGUAUUAUAGUUUCUGGGUUUUUAUUUUGUUGAGGUCUUUUUAUAUAUAUAUAUAUAUAUACUGUGCAAAACAAUUAUACCACAUUAUCAAUGUGGCUUUUUUUCGGGGUGGGCAAGGUAAAGAGAUACGG
Thamnophis sirtalis is the source of this 4420-nucleotide messenger RNA. Lineage: Eukaryota; Metazoa; Chordata; Lepidosauria; Squamata; Natricidae. The record is from RefSeq and is a predicted model, not a curated record.